Molecule: messenger RNA, 1263 nt
Organism: Cladophialophora psammophila CBS 110553
Lineage: Eukaryota; Fungi; Ascomycota; Eurotiomycetes; Chaetothyriales; Herpotrichiellaceae
Exons: 1
Coding region: 1-1263 (420 amino acids)
Biological process (GO): protein refolding
Cellular component (GO): cytoplasm
Molecular function (GO): Hsp70 protein binding
Source: RefSeq, a predicted model, not a curated record
AUGCUCCUCCUCCACCUCAUCUCCCGCCUUCUCCCCCUCUUCGCACUCAUCACAUGUUCCCUUGCGGCAGAAGAUCUCUACAAAAUCCUUGGAUUGGACAAAUCUUGCUCGGACCGCGACUUGAAGACAGCCUAUCGAAAACUUUCCAAGAAGUACCAUCCAGACAAAGCCACAGGGGACGAGAAGAAGUUCCUAGAAGUCACAGAGGCAUAUGAAGCGCUAUCGGAUUCAACGACCCGCAAGAUAUAUGACCAGUAUGGCCAUGAAGGACUAGAGAACCAUAAACGAGGAGGCGGCGGAGGUGGCCACCCACAUGACCCUUUUGACCUUUUCUCCAGAUUCUUUGGUGGCGGAGGUCAUUUUGGUCGUGGGGCCGGUAGCGGCGUGCGAAGAGGUCCAGACCUAGAAGUCCGUCUGCAUGUCCCACUACGAGACUUCUACACGGGUGGGGAAACCGAGUUCACAAUUGAAAAGCAACAAAUCUGCGAAGAAUGUGAAGGGUCAGGUUCAGCAGACGGGCAAGUGGAGACUUGCCAUAAAUGCGGUGGCCGAGGCAUUGUGAUCCAGAAACACAUGCUCGCACCGGGUAUAUUCCAACAAGUCCAGAUGGGGUGCGACCAGUGCGGUGGACAGGGAAAGACCAUCAAGAACAAAUGCAAAGUAUGCGGGGGAGCCAAAGUGGUGAGAGGUCCCACGACUUUAACUGCCGUGAUUGAAAAGGGAAUGCCCAAAGGUCACAGACUCGUCUUCGAAAGUGAAGCCGAUGAGCAUCCAGACCACGUCGCAGGAAACCUUUACGCGUACAUAAUGGAAUCAGAACCAGUUAUCAACGAAAAUGAACGAGACCGAACCGACGGAACCUUCUUCCGCCGGAAAGACAACGACCUUUACUGGAAAGAGGUCCUCUCUCUCAGGGAGGCCUGGAUGGGCGAGUGGACGCGGAACAUCACGCAUUUGGAUGGUCAUGUUGUCCAACUGUCCCGCAAACGCAGAGAGGUCGUUCAACCCGGUCAAACCGACACAGUCAAGGGCGAAGGGAUGCCCAUUUAUCACGAGGGACACGUGCACGAGCAUGACCAUGAUGGCCCUGAGUUUGGGAAUUUGUAUGUGCAGUACGUGGUGGUGCUGCCAGACCAGAUGGAGGCGGGGAUGGAAAAGGAGUUUUGGGCUCUGUGGGAGAAGUGGCGGAAGAAGAAGGGGGUGGAUUUAUUGAAGGACAGUGGAAGGCCAGAGCCGAUUGUAUCAGUAAAAGAUGAGCUGUAG